UGGGUUGUUGAUAAAAGUGUCCAAUAAUCAGUGUGGUUAAAAAUUAGUCAUAUCGGUCCAAAAAGUGGAAUCGCCCACCCUAGGCGCCCCCACCCCCUUGCCCAACAGUAGGCCUGGACAUGGUACCGGGACUAGAAGCUAUGGGCGGAGUUUUGACGAAUAUUAAAGAAGGAAUUAAAAAAUUUUGGGGGGCUCGUCUUGUUUCGAGGUCCUGGAAGAUGUUCUGUAAGUCUAAGGGUAGAAAAGAAAUAGUUUUUGCCAAAGAUAUUCACAUUAGAUGGAAUAGUACAUACAAAUUGAUUUUCCAGAUUCUAAAAUAUAAAGAGGAACUUGCUGAAUUUUUUAGGGAUGAACUCCGUAUAAUCAUUGAUCCUUUUGAAUUUGUUAUUGUUGAAAAAUUGAAUGCCGUAUUAGAAGUUUUUAAUAGCGCAACUCUUACUUUUUCUCAUGUUUACCAACCAACUACAAAUACAUUUUUAAAAGAGUGCGUUACAAUCACAACAUGUUUUCAUGAAAGUAAGGCUGAUCCAGAUUUGUACCCAUAUGUCUCUCCUAUGAUACAAAAAUGGUGUGCUUAUUAUUUGUACAUUCCUGAUAUUUAUAAAAUAGGUAUUAUUUGUGAUCCACGCUUUAAGAUUGAAAAUUAUAAAAUUUUAAUUGAGUAUUACUACAAUUGUUUUUUAGAUAAAAAUAGUUAUUACUACAGUUAUUUAGUAGAAUGGAAAAAAGAAAGAGAUAAUGCUGUAACUUUUUUUGAGAAUUUGUUUGAGGAAUAUCAGGGGUUAUACGGCACUGUACAAGAAGAAGCAGCACCACCUCCGCCUCCGAAAUCAAAAAAAUGUUUUGCCGGAAUAGUCGGUGGUCUUCUUGCAAAGAAAGGGAAGCGUGCUCAUUCUUCGACGAGUUCAAGUGGUACAACAGUAAGCUCGCACAACGAACUUGCUAUGUACCAGAGUGUGCCAUGCGAUUACGACGACGACGACGUGGAUUUUGAUGUGCUCGGAUGGUGGAAGCGGAACGAACACAUGUUCCCAUGUCUCGGCAUGCUAGCAAGACAAGUGUUAUCCGUUCCGGUAUCAACCGUAGCAGUUGAACGAGAAUUCAGUGCUAGCGGCAACAUUCUAACCGACUUUCGAAGUUGUGUUAGCGCUGAAUCUCUUGAAACACUGGUUUGCAACCAAGAUUGGCUCUUGGCAAGACGUCGAGCUCAAGAGUCAUCGUACCUACUCGAAUCGGAGCAUUACAUGAAUGCAACAACAGAUGGAAGCCCGAGUUCUGAAGAAUAAGUGACAAUUUUUUUAUGUUAAUGUAGAAUUGUAGAUAUGUAAUUAGUUUUUUUAGGUGAGCGAUAUAUAAGCUCCUUCGAGGGUUUCUUUACGGUUCUUUACCUCGUCGCUUUUUUUGAACCGUCAGGAUAUUAAAUGUGGUUGUUCUUC
Molecule: messenger RNA, 1436 nt
Organism: Cuscuta campestris
Lineage: Eukaryota; Viridiplantae; Streptophyta; Magnoliopsida; Solanales; Convolvulaceae
Source: the annotation of a GenBank genome assembly